This is a messenger RNA of Thalassophryne amazonica, 1112 nucleotides long. It is a transcript of the gene ttc1, whose product is annotated as tetratricopeptide repeat domain 1. The transcript has 8 exons. Bases 88 to 990 code for a protein of 300 amino acids. Gene Ontology annotation, molecular function: protein binding. The record is from RefSeq and is a predicted model, not a curated record. NCBI's taxonomy places the organism in Eukaryota, Metazoa, Chordata, Actinopteri, Batrachoidiformes, Batrachoididae.
CCAAAGAAGAAGAACGCCAUAGAAGAAGAAGUCAGUUUGUGUCGGAGUGACGAAGCGGAUUCUUUACAGCGGAUUUUCAGCUUGGUUAUGAGCAGUGCAGCAAGGGGAACAUUUGAGGAUGACCAGGAUGAGGAGGUGGACUUCUACGAGUGCCAGGAGUCUCUUGAGCCUCCUGAUCAAAGAAGGAAAGAGGACCAGGAGACAAAACAACCCGUAAGAGAGAAAGUAGAUGAGAAAUUUGAGAGGGUCACACAAAUUGAGUGCAAGGCUGGAGAAGGACUCGUGGACAAGGAGCGGAGUGAGACAGGAGAAGGACUCGUGGACAAGGAGCAGAGUGGCGGGCAGGGUGGAGAAAGGGACUUGGAAUGCAGAGGGAAGGAGUUUGAUGAUGACGACUUGAGCGAGGAGGAGACGGAGCUGACAGAGGAGGAGGAGGAGAGCCGCCGGCAGCAGAGUUUUAUUCUGAAGGAACAAGGAAAUGUUCAGUUUAAAGCUGGAGACUGGUCCAAGGCAGAGCAAAGCUACACAGCAGCACUGCGUUUAUGUCCAGUGUGUUUCAGCCAGGAGAGAGCAGUGUUGUUCUCCAACCGAGGUGCAGCUCGACUUCAUCUGGAUCUGAAGGAUCAGGCCAUCGCAGACUGCUCCAAAGCGAUUGAGUUGAACCCGAACUACAUACGUGCACUGCUGAGGCGAGCAGAACUACACGAGCAGACUGAGAAAUUGGAUGAGGCUCUGGAGGACUACAAGAAGGUUCUGGACAAGGAUCCGAACCAUGCUGGUGCCAGGCAGGCCUGCAUGAGGUUGCCGCAGCAGAUCCACGACAGGAAUGAGAAGUUGAAGGAGGAAAUGAUUGGUAAACUCAAGGAUCUGGGAAACAUGGUCCUGCGUCCUUUUGGCCUUUCAACCAACAACUUCCAGGUGAACCAAGACUCCAGCACGGGGGGAUACUCCAUCAAUUUUGUCCAGAACCCAAAUGGCAACAACAGAUGACCAUCAGGACAAACGGGCACAAAAAACUGUUUGGGACUCGGGAUUUACGCUUGAAAUAAAAGACCAUCAGCAUCCAUGUCAAAGGUCCAUUCAUGAGUCAGAUUUUCUGUAAUUAUUGAAAA